GCUCUGUCUGGUUCAUCUCCCAGUGUUCCCAAAUCGAAUUUGGGGAGGUUCGAAACUAGGGUUGUAAAACACAGAGUUGAUGAUCAUCAUCAGAGGCUCGAUUUUUCUAAUCAAAUGGUCUCGAAGUCUUCGAUCAAUGAUGUAUGGAAUCUGAAUUGGGCAGAGGUUGAAGAUUGAGGAUUGCGAAAGGGUCUCUGAUUCUGAAUCAUGCAAUAAGAUUGAACUGAUAAUCAAGUGCUCCUGGUAUACUAAUGUCGCUAAAUAAUCUAUUUUCACUGGAAAGCUGCUUCUUCCUAAAACGUAACUUCUCUUCAUUAAUCUUGUAGGUUCUAAACCAUGGCAAUGGGUGAGAAAGUUCUGCGUAAGAAAGCAAAGAAGCGUGAAUUGAAGGGAUCGCAAAAGAAUAAACUUGUCCCUGAACAAAUACCUGCCCUUGAGGAACUACUUCGUGAUGUUUAUGUCAUUUGUCGUCCAAAAGAAAGUGAUUAUUACAAUCGCAAAGAUUUGGUUCGAAUCUUCAAUGUGAUAGCAAAGGAAAUCUAUGGAAAAUCUGAUGAUAUUCCUGUCGUGGAGCAAUUUGGAUCUUUCUUAAUGGAUAUCUUCAGUGCUAAAAGUGAUCUAGACUUGUCUGUUAAUUUUAGUAACAAUGCAGUUGAUUUCCCCAAAGAGAAGAAGAUUCAGACCCUUCGAAAGUUUGCAAAAAAGUUAUAUGCACUCCAAAGAAAGGGACACGUUUCCAGCGUCCAUCCAAUUUUGACAGCUAAGGUUCCUAUUUUGAAAAUUGUUGAUCGUGGAACUGGAAUUGAAUGUGACAUUUCAAUUGAGAACCGGGAUGGAAUUGUGAAAUCCCAGAUUGUCCGCCUGAUUUCUUCAAUCGAUGAUCGAUUUCAGAUGCUAAGCUUUUUGAUGAAAGCUUGGGCAAAAGCACAGGAUAUUAACAGUUCGAAAGAUCGAACGAUGAACUCCUUAUCCAUAAUAUUAUUGGUUGCAUUCCAUCUCCAGACUCGUGAUCCACCUAUAUUACCUCCAUUCUCUGCAAUAUUUAAAGAUGGGACAGAUCCUGUGAUGGUGGGGAAGAUUGUUAAUAAUUUUUUGAACUAUGGAAAAAGGAAUAAAGAAUCCCUGGGUGAGCUCUUUGUUACUCUGCUAAACAAGCUAUUAUCGGUUGAAACACUUUGGGCCAAAGGUCUUUGUGCCAGCACAUAUGAAGGAUCUUGGAUAUUGAAAACAUGGGAUUCUAAAAUCGGCUGUAUAAGUGUUGAGGAUUUCACUGAUCGAUCUCAAAAUGUUGCAAGAGCGGUAGGAAAAAAACAAGUAAAAAAGAUCUACGAGUGCAUCCACCUUUGUAUGCACUAUGUUUUUAAUUUUAUGAAUGGUAAGAUUGAAGGAACUAAGCUAAGAGAACUUUUGUUUGGCCGGGAACUUCUACCUGCUCCAGUAUGCACAACGAAAAUUGAUAAAAAAACAGUAGAGCCCUGCAUCCAGACUAAAAAGAAGCGUCGAACUGAAUGUUCAGGGGAAACAGAUGGAGCUAUUCCUGUCAAGACAAAAAAGAUGCGUUCUGCAGAAGGUUGGGAAGGAACAACGCCUACAAGUGGUUGGGAAGGAACACUGCCUACAACAGUUUUGGGUGGAAAACCGCCUACAACAGGUUGGGGAGGAACACCGCCUACAACAGGUCGGGGUGGAACACCGCCUAUGAAAGGUUGGGGAGGAGCACCACCUACAAUAAGUUGGGGUGGAGCACCGCGUACAAACGGUUGGGGAGGAACACCGCCUAUAACAGGUUGGGGUGGAACAACGACUACGAAAGGUUCGGGUGCAACACCGCCUAUGACUGUUUGGGGAGGAACACCGCCGAUGAAAGCUUGGGGUGGAACACCGCCUACGACUGGUUGGGGAGGGACACAGCCUACAAAUGGCUGUGGAGCGACACAGCCUACAAACGGUUGGGGAGGAACACUGCCUACAACGGGUUUGGGUGGAACACCGCAUACAAAAGUUUGGGGAGGAACACUGCCUACAACAGGUUGGGGUGGAACAACGCCUACGAAAGGUUGGGGUGGAACACAGCCUGUGACUGGUUUGGGAGGAACACAGCCUACAAAUGGUUGGGGAGGGACACAGCUUGCAAAAGGUUGGGGAGGAACACAGCCUACAACGGGUUUGGGUGGAACACCGCAUACAAAAGGUUGGGGAGGAACACUGCCUACAACGGGUUUGGGUGGAACACCACAUACAAAAGGUUGGGGAGGAACACUGCCUACAACAGGUUGGGGUGGAACAACGCCUACGAAAGGUUGGGGUGGAACGCUGCCUGCGACUGGUUGGGGAGGAACACAGCCUACAGAAGGUUGGGGAAGAACACAGCCUACAAAAGGUUGCAGGGAAACACCGCCUACGAAAGGUUGGGGUGGAACUCCUACAGAAGGUUGGGGUGGAACGCCUUCAGUAGGUUGGGGAGGAAUGCGGAAGGCUGUUGUUCCCAACUCUAUCUGGAGAAAAGAGAUGUGAUCUGCGGAAGGUUGGGCAGGUCCAGUCUUUACCCAAGGCCCAAUUGCAUUGAAAACUCCAGCGGUCCGGUCCUUUGAUACAUCCCCAUAUUCGAUCUCCACAGAAACUGCCACUGGGUUUUGAUGGGUCACAUAGUACGAAUGAGAUGGUUCCCAUGCCUCCUCAUGUUGGAGGAACAAUGCAUGCACAUGCCCCACCUGGAAGACACCAAAUCUCAGGGCAUAGACCGCCACAUUCGAAUGCAUAUAGACGUUUCUAGGAUCUUGUUUUUACCUUUUGUUUCACCUGGGCUGUUCUUGGGUGUUUUUUAACAACUUGGGUGAUGCUUUGCUAGUACACUAGUGAAUCAAGAAACCAUUUUGUAUAUUUUUGUUGGGAGUUGGGACAAACCAGUAAAAUCAUCCACUUGUUGGUUGGUUACACCCAAAAUACACACAAGAAAUGCAAGAAAUCAGUACAGUUGCUUCCUUUUAGUGGAUAAGGUUAAAAUACAUGCGCUGUUGCUAGGUAAUUUCUUUCUUCUCUAUUUAUCUGUAUCCUUAUCUUUUUUACU
Messenger RNA from Camellia sinensis, 3067 nucleotides. Lineage: Eukaryota; Viridiplantae; Streptophyta; Magnoliopsida; Ericales; Theaceae. The record is from RefSeq and is a predicted model, not a curated record.